Molecule: messenger RNA, 1634 nt
Organism: Brassicogethes aeneus
Lineage: Eukaryota; Metazoa; Arthropoda; Insecta; Coleoptera; Nitidulidae
Source: the annotation of a GenBank genome assembly
AAUCAACAAACAAAUGUCAGAGAAAGCUCUAGUAUUGAGGUUAAUUUGCUGUUUUUACCUAUAACGCAAGUGAAUAAAAGCAUGUUGGAUGUUAUCAGCUGAACAAGGUGACAAUAAAAAAAACAAAAAAUGGAAAAAGCACAGACGCACACGCACACGAAAGAAAUCAAACCGAAAAUUGAAACUCUGUCUGAAAAUAAAAGGACAGGCUUGAAUAACUGUAGGGCUUUAGUGUUUUUAUUAUUAUGGUACUUGUUUAGUGGCUGUACGUUAUUUUUAAACAAAUAUAUUUUGACUUACUUAAAUGGAAAUCCUACAGUUUUAGGGGCUUGUCAAAUGAUGAUGACUGCCACCUGUGGAUUUAUACAAUUAUAUUUUCCAUGUGGAAUGUAUAAACCUUCUCAGCGUCUAAACAAACCACCAGGGUUUUAUAAGCAUAUGGUUUUGGUUGGAUGCACAAGAUUUUUAACUGUUGUUUUAGGCUUGGUUGCAUUAAACUAUGUUGCUGUUAGUUUUACUGAAACUAUUAAAAGCUCAGCACCACUUUUUACUGUUUUGAUAUCCAGAUUUCUAUUAGGUGAACAAACAGGACUAUAUGUAAAUUUAAGUUUGCUGCCUGUUAUGUCUGGUUUAGCAUUGUGUUCCAUAAAUGAAAUCAGUUUUGAAUUGAUUGGUUUUGUAGCUGCAAUGGCAACAAAUGUAACUGAAUGUAUACAAAAUGUGUAUUCUAAAAUGUUAAUAUCUGGGGAUAAAUUUAAAUACACACCUGCUGAACUACAAUUUUACACAAGUGUAGCCAGUAUAGUAGUACAAAUUCCUGCCACCCUUUUACUGGUUGAUAUAGGACUAACUGGAAAAUUGGAACUGAAGUUACUUUUCUGUUUUGUCUUGAAUGGAAUUUUCUUUCAUUUCCAAAGCAUAACGGCUUAUGUACUCAUGGACUACAUCAGUCCAGUUACCCAUAGUGUUGUCAAUACUGCCAAAAGGGCGUUCCUCAUAUGGCUGUCCGUACUUAUGUUUGGCAACGCCAUAACGUUACUAAGUGGACUUGGUACCAUAAUUGUGAUAGCAGGCGUUUUCAUGUAUAUAAAAGCUCAAGAAUACGACAACAGGAUAAACAGUGCAAAUAUAUUGCAAAGAAAAGUUCGGGCGAUCUAGGAAAUUAUUUAGAUUAAAUUAAUAAAUACUUUUGUACCUUAAUUUUUAAUUUGGCAUUUAUUAAGUAAUAAAGAACAGGCGCAACUGUUAAAAACACGUUAUUGAGUUGUAAUAUAAAAUUAAAGUCCUUUACCGCAAGUAAAAAAUAUUGUGAUAAAAUUUUGCAAUAACUAUUUCUCUAUUUAAAGCAUUCUAAUUAAUAUUAGGAAUCAGAAUUGUUUUAUUUUUAGACAAUAGUACUUGUAAUUCAGUUUCAGCUACAUAAAUUAGAUGUUUGAUAAAUUGUCCAAUAAGAACAGUAAAAUAAAUAGUCAAUUGAUACCUAUAAAACGAGUGUUACCUAACUAAAUAAAUUAUUUGUACCUAUUAUUAAAUUUUAUUUAGUUAUAAUUUAACUAAAUUAUUUACAAAAUCUAUAUGUAUUACCUAAUUAAUUGUGAUAAGUUCUUGUAAAUUUUAAAUAUUAGUACUUAACU